Messenger RNA from Penicilliopsis zonata CBS 506.65, 2688 nucleotides. RefSeq lists its product as hypothetical. NCBI's taxonomy places the organism in Eukaryota, Fungi, Ascomycota, Eurotiomycetes, Eurotiales, Aspergillaceae. The transcript has 2 exons. The coding region runs from base 1 to 2688 and encodes 895 amino acids. The record is from RefSeq and is a predicted model, not a curated record.
AUGAGCGCCGACGAGGGUAGCGAGACGGCCUCGAUGCCCCUUGCAAAUGGGACUCACAACCCGGUGACUCCAGAUCCGCCUGCGUUGGCUACUCCAGGCAAGCGGAAACGGGGUCCUAGUCAUGACGAGAAGGCCUCGCAGGAAGCAAGUGCUUCCUCGUCUCAGCCGCAGGACAAAGCGCAGCUACAUGAGACACUACGUAAUCUCGUUGAAGUUCUCAACAAGAACGACGCGGACCUCCAUCUGCUCACAUGCCCCCUACCCAUUUCACCGACCAAGCCGCGCUCGAAACGUGCAAAGCUCACGGAAGACCGAGAGGAAUACUUCACCAUCCAGUCACGGGUCUCUGCCGGUCGUUACAAUACAAUGCAAGAGUUUCUAGCGGAUAUUGAAAAGGCCUCGGCGUCUAUAAUUGAGAGAAAGCAGAGUCAAGGGACACUCACAGACGGCUCGCAGGGCGAUGAAACGCCCUUGACUGAGGUAAUCAAUCGAAUCGCCGCGUUCAAGAAGCUCUUGAACAGCCUUAUUCGGCAGGCAUCGUACAUGAAGCAGUCCAAGGUGAAAGCGGAGCCCACGGAAGAGGGCUCAGAAGAGCCCUCGAAGGCGCCCUCAUCAAAUGAGGAUAUUCGCGAUGAAAGUAUUUCAUUGACGCUGUUCGGCAACCUGUCCCAUCCCAAGCAGCUGUAUUCCAGUCUGCAGAAAUCGGUCAAGGUCCAACUACCUUCAGAGCCAGGAUCUCACGAAUACGUCGAGGUCCAAGCACCCCUACAUGAGGAUGCCCUGCCCAAUGGUAUCACCGCGACGAAGAUCGCCCCCUAUCGCCCUGAAACAGUCACACAAGAGAUCAGGAAGUUUGGCGAUGUCUUCGCACCCCGGCCAAACCUGCCCCAGCUGGAACCUCCUCGCAGAUCUCGAUCAUCUGCUAGGAACGCCGUUGGCACCUGGAUUGACCCAUUUGAAGCAGCCACCGAUAUCAGAUUGUUCCCGGGCGAGCGCAACAAUUACUGUCUCGCGCCACUUCCUUCAGGGAACUGGCUCCAGUAUGGUGGAGUCACAUCCUCUCCAUCUUAUUGGAAUCGCAGACAAAAGCAGUCUUCUCAGUACCAUGGUGACAGUGACACAAUGCAGCGACCGCUCGAGGAAUCCGGUCUCUGGGCCGAGGACGAUGCAUCGGUCUUGCAAGGAGUGUAUUCAUCAUUCGCUCCCACAUUUGAUAGCUCGGGCGCGGUUGUGCAAGGACACUCCAAGGACCUGGUGUGGUGGGGCAAAAAGGGUGCGAAGAGACUACAGACAUUGCUUUCUCUCGCCUACUCCGACGACGGUGCAGAAGCUUCGGUGGAGCAGGAAACCAGUCUCACCGAACUCGACGAGGAUGGCUUAGAAGAGCUGGUCAAAACCUUCAGCCCUGAACAGCUUCCCGAUUUUACUGUGGAUGAGAAUGUCACCAAGGAGGAAGUAGUUGAGUCCAAGGAGGUGAAUGAAAUGCUGCGAGAUGUGUCAGAACUUUUGGAGACUCUUAGUUCUUACCAGAAGCUCCGCAACCUCGAUCCAUCACUCCAAAAUGGGGAACCGAUAGACGUCUCACCCGACUUGGGAACUCCUUAUGCUGUGUCCGAUGCUGAACAGACGAUCUACGAAACGCUGGAAUCCAGUCUUGUCGCGAUCCUCGCAAAUCUGCCACCCUAUGCGGUAGCAAAACUAAACGGAGAUCAACUCGCCGAGCUGAACAUCAGUCAACGGAUCGUCCUUGAUACUCCUGACUACCGGGGCACCAUGGAGAAAGACGACCUUACUCUCCAGCAGGAGCGAGCGGCUGCCAUGGCACCCAGCGCGGCGAACCGCAAUCCUACACCUAACCUUGGCGCGGUAGCACGGACAGGGAGUUUCCAAGGAUCCCAGGGAGGGUACAACCAGCGAGCCUAUGCAGCCAAUACUCGAGUCCCGCAGACACCCGGCGCAGGGUUCCAGGUACCCCAACAGUACUACAGUGGCAGGCAGCCCUCGGCAUCCUACACCCCUGCUGCUAGCCACACUCAGCAGUACGCAGGAGUCCCGCGCGCGCCGGCCACCCCGACUCCCCGCCAAGCCUUUGUUCCGCCUGGAUAUUCCCAUACCCCGUCGCAGUUCAACCAGCCGUACCAGCGGCAAUUGGCGAACGGUUACACUCAAGCCUACGCUGCACAGCAAGUGCCAGCAGGCCCAAGCCAGCCCUCUCCACAACCGUAUGGACAGCGGCCCGGCCAGCCGGGACCGUACAAUGCGUCCUUCGGCGGAGCGAGAAGUGCGUCUCCUCAGAAACCGUCACCCUAUGGAGCCCCGCAACCGCGCACACCGUAUAUGACAGCUGGAGCUAAUAAUCAAACUCAACAGCAACAGCCGCAGCCACAGCGAUAUCACCCCAGUCAACCGCCUCCCCCUCAAUACACCAAUAACCAGCCCGCGAACCCAGUGCUUUCCCCAGGAGCCGCGUAUGCCAACUCGGCUGCUGCCAUCACCUACGCGAGAAGUGCCGCCGAGCAGGCUGCUUUGAUCGAACGCACCAAGGCCCAGCUCGCCGCCAACAGCAUCCGGCAAAGCUCGUCGUCGACGCCGCAACAGUCUUCUCAGCCCGGCGGAGAGUACGGCAGCUCCCAGGAAAGGAGCAUCACACCGGCUGGUAAACCGAACGGCACCCCGGUCCCAUCUUGA